UCCUUCUAAAUCGUAGUCCAUAUACACAAAAAUGGCCAGUACAGAGAAAACUCCGAUGAAUCACCAAGAACCAAAACUCCCUCCUCAUGUCCUCAUCUUCCCGUUGCCAAUUCAGGGACACAUAAACUCCAUGCUCAGGCUCGCGGAGCUUCUCUGUCUCUCCGAUGUUGACGUCACCUUCAUCACCUCCGAUUUCAGCUACAAUCGCAUUAUCAAGCACGGCAAAGUUGAUUCGCGAUUCGCCCGUUACCCUGGCUUUCGUUUCGAAAGCAUCACCGAUGGUCUUCCUGACGAUCACCCUCGCGCCGGCGAGCAAGUCAUGGACGUUUUUCCUUCUUUGAAGAAGGUAACGGGGCCACUGUUCAAGGAGAUGAUGGUUUCUAAAGAUUUGUUGGCUUCAGAAAAUCGACGGCCGGUGACUUGCAUCAUCUCAGAUUGUAUCAUCAGUUUUGCGAUCGAUUUUGCAAUAGAGAAGGGGAUUUCAAUCGUUUACUUUCGAACCAUCAGUGCUUGUUCGUUCUGGGCCUUUUUCCGAAUGCAAGAACUCGUUGAAGCUGAUGAAAUACCCGUCAAAGGAAAAGGAAUGGAUCUACUGGUGAAGAGUCUGCCAGGAACGGAAGGUUUUCUCCGGCGCCGUGAUCUUCCCGGAUUUUGCCGUGUCGACGACAUCAAUGAGCCAAAACUUCAGGAGAUUAAGUUUGAGACCAGACAAAACACUCGUGCUCACGCUGCCAUACUCAACACCUUUGAAGAUCUCGAAGGACCCAUUCUCUCUCACAUACGUUCUCAGAUUCCAAAUCUCUACUCUAUCGGACCUCUACAUUCCCACCUGAAAUCCAGACUCCAAACCAAAACCAAGGAGUUCUCUGAAUCUUCGGGUAGUUUAUGGGAAGAAGAUCGGAGCUGUUUGACUUGGCUAGAUUCACAACCCCCAAAAUCUGUGAUCUACGUGAGCUUUGGAAGUAUUACGAUCAUAACCAGUGACCAGCUAUUAGAAUUCUGGUACGGUCUAGUGAAUAGUGGACAGAGGUUUUUGUGGGUCAUGAGGCCGGACUCUAUCACGGGAAACGAUAGCGAGUCUAAAAUUCCGACGGAGCUUGAGGAGGGCACAAAGGCAAGAGUGUACACGGUGGAUUGGGCACCACAAGAGGAGGUGCUGAAUCACCCAGCCAUUGGAGGGUUCGUGACUCACAGUGGGUGGAACUCAACUCUUGAGAGCAUAGUCGCCGGAGUUCCAAUGAUCUGCUGGCCGUACUUUGGAGAUCAGUUGACUAACAGCCGGUUUGUGAGUGAGGUUUGGAAGAUUGGAUUGGACAUGAAAGAUACUUGUGAUAGAGUUGUAAUUGAGAAGAUGGUUAGAGAGGUUAUGGAUGUGAAGAAGGAAGAGUUCUUGGAAAGAGCAGAUCAAAUGGCGAAAUUGGCAAGAAAAAGUGUUCGUGAAGGUGGUUCAUCUUACUGUAAUUUUGAGCGUUUUGUUGAGUACAUAAGGUCAUUGAUAUUGUGAGGAUGCCAUGGUUGAAGCUUUGCCUGCAAAAUUGAAAUUGGUUUUCAGGAAUUAUGAGACAAUUGCUUAUAGUAGGGUACCAUAGAUAUGAAUUAUAAGCAAUUUUACUCUUAUUUUGGAUAGUGUAUUUAUCGAACUCAAGCUCAAAUGGAAACGUUUGAGCAUAUUAAAGCACCGGUAAU
Molecule: messenger RNA, 1686 nt
Organism: Ilex paraguariensis (yerba mate)
Lineage: Eukaryota; Viridiplantae; Streptophyta; Magnoliopsida; Aquifoliales; Aquifoliaceae
Source: the annotation of a GenBank genome assembly